Salvia splendens (bonfire salvia) is the source of this 1470-nucleotide messenger RNA. RefSeq names its product protein PIN-LIKES 2-like. NCBI's taxonomy places the organism in Eukaryota, Viridiplantae, Streptophyta, Magnoliopsida, Lamiales, Lamiaceae. The transcript has 2 exons. Gene Ontology annotation, biological process: endoplasmic reticulum to cytosol auxin transport. Bases 168 to 1391 code for a protein of 407 amino acids. The record is from RefSeq and is a predicted model, not a curated record. Gene Ontology annotation, cellular component: membrane.
AGCGUGAGUAUAUAACCAUAAGCCGCCACCUUCACGUGUAUCAAUACUGAUUUGUGAUUUAACAAUUCAGCGUGUGAAUCACUUCUUUGCAAAAUCAGAUAGAGUUGGUUUUGGCAUAGGAUAAGUAAGGAUUUUGUAUAUACUGACCUUGUGUGCUUGAUAAGAAGAUGAUACACAACAAAAUCGAGAGUUUAAGCGCGAUUGUACCUUUACUAAAGCUACUCUGCCUUGCACUAAUCGGGCUAAUUCUUGGACACCGGAAAACCCAAAUCGUCCCAAAAGCUACAUUUAAGCUACUGAGCAAUCUCGUGUUCGCUCUUUUCCUGCCCUGUCUCACUUUCAUCAAUUUAGGGGAAUCCAUCACGGUCAAGAAUAUUAGGCAAUGGUGGUUCAUUCCUGUCAAUGUGUUGGUGAGCACUGCAGUAGGUUUGGUACUAGGCGUGUUAGUAGUCCUCAUAUGUCGGCCCCCUCCUCAAUAUUCUCGUUUCACAAUCAUCACAACGGCCUUUGGGAAUACUGGAAAUCUGCCUCUUGCUAUAGUUGGUUCUGUUUGUCAUGAUGAGGAUAAUAUGUUUGGACCCGACUGUAAGAAAAAGGGGGUGGCGUAUGUCUCCUUCGCCCAAUGUGUUUCCGUCAUUCUUGUUUACACCCUUGUGUAUCACAUGAUGGAGCCUCCGUUGGAGCAGUUUGAGACAGUCGAAUGGGGUGAGAAAGAGGAGCAGCAGAAGUCGGUUGAGAUGAGUGGAUACCUAGUCGUGCAAGCUGAAUGGCCCGGUAUUGAUGAUGAUGGUGAUGGUGAUGGAGGUGUUGAUGGCAAUGAGAGCAGACAGGAAGUCGUUGGAUGUUUUGCAGCGAGGAAGAUGGGGAUCGUUGCUGAGAAAACUCCUAUGCGGCAUAUACUUCAGCCACCAACAGUAGCUUCUCUGUUAGCUAUCAUAGUUGGCAUGAUCCCCCAAAUGAAAUCCUUCAUCUUUGGAUAUGAUGCUCCACUUUCUGUGAUCUCCGACAGCUUGGAGAUCCUGGCCAGAGCCAUGGUCCCAUCCGUCAUGCUCAUCCUCGGAGGGAUGCUGGCUGAGGGGCCAGACGAUUCCAAACUUGGUAGGCGCACGACUAUUGGCAUCAUUUUAGCAAGAUUAGUGGUUCUUCCACUUGUAGGGAUUGGAAUAGUGGUGGCUUCAGACAAGCUGCAUUUUCUUGUCGAAGGAGACCGGAUGUACAAGUUUGUGCUCCUGCUGCAGUACACAACGCCAAGCGCGAUUUUGCUGGGAGCUAUUGCCAGCUUGAGGGGUUAUGCAGUGAGGGAAUCAUCAGCUCUUAUUUUCUGGCAGCAUUUGUUGGCUGUGUUUUCCCUCUCAUUGUAUGUGGUUCUAUACUAUAAUGUAGUUUUAUAGUUGCACUGAGUGGUUUCUGGCUACCAAGAAUUUACUUUACAAAUAGUACUAUAUUUUUUAUGUGAAACAUUGUUUUGUA